AUGUCGGACCCCAGGAACAUCGACGAGGACGCCAUCCUCAAGGGCCUGAGCCCCGAGGAGCUGGAUCAGCUGGAGUACGAGCUGCAGGAGAUGGACCCCGAGAAUGCCAUGCUGCCAGCUGGCUUCCGGCAGCGCGACCAGACGAAGAAGAGCCCGACGGGGCCGUACGACCGCGACGCCCUGAUGCAGCACCUGGAGAAGCAGGCCCUGGAGUUCCCCGACAGGGACGACCUGGUGCCCUUCACCGGGGAGAAGAAAGGAAAGGCUUUUGUGCCCAAGAAACCAGAAGACCUCCCGGGACACGAGCAGGUGAUGCUGGAGCCGGAGCUGGAGGAGGCUCUGAAGAACGCCACCGACGCAGAGAUGUGCGAUAUCGCAGCUAUCCUCGGGAUGUACACUCUGAUGAGCAACAAGCAGUACUACGACGCUCUGGGCUCCCACGGGAAGAUCGCCAACACAGAGGGCAUCAACAGUGUCGUGAAGGGGGAUCCGUUCAAGAUGUUCCCAGAAGAACCUCCAAACUCCACCAACGUGGAGGAAACUCUGGAGCGGAUCCACAACAACGACAGCGGCCUGACUGAAGUCAACCUCAACAACAUCAAGGACAUUCCCAUCCCAACGCUGAAAGACAUCUUUGAAGCCAUGAAGGGAAACUCUCACGUGGAAUCUCUGAGCAUUGCUGCCACUCGUAGCAAUGACCCCGUGGCCUACGCAUGUGCAGAGAUGCUGCAGGAGAACACCAGCUUGCAGAGUCUUAAUAUCGAAUCCAACUUCAUCACUUCAGACGGCAUGAUGGCCAUCGUGAAAGCUAUGGCGAACAACGCCACGCUGGUGGAGCUCAAGAUCGACAACCAGAGGCAGAAGCUGGGAGAUUCAGUCGAGAUGGAAAUCGCCUCCAUGCUGGAGAACAACUCCAACAUCCUCAAGUUCGGCUACCACUUCACCCAGCAGGGCCCCCGCGCCAGAGCCGCCAUGGCCAUCACACGGAACAACGACAUGCUUCGUCAGCAAAGAUUAAGAUGAAGCUAAAGAGGCGUGAGGAGAAGGAGAAAACCUUCAGCCCGACUUGGCGGACCGCCAUCGUCGCCUCCACGACACGCCGCCGCUCCUCAGAUUAACCUGGCUCAUUGUGCAAACCACAGCUAGCGUCCGCUCCUCCAGCCAUUUCAUUUCAUUUCAUUUCACCUGCGGCGGCGAGCUGUGCGCAGACCGCUGGAUUCAUCAUAAAGGCAUGUCGAGGUCACCAGCAAAACGUGAGCUGUCGUUUUUGUUGUGCUUGUUUAGUUUGUGCAUCACCAUCAUCAUCAUCCCAAACCAAAACGUUUUAACUCUAGCCAUCCAUUUCUGUUUUUCAAUGUGGUGCUACGUGACAUGUGCGAAGGACAAAAAUCUGUAAAUACUUUAAAUAAAAAUAUAUAUUCAAUUAUUAUUUGUAAAUGUUUGACAAGUUCAAUUUUGUUGCUCAUUUGCUUAAAAAAACACACUUUGAAUCACUUCCCUUCUACAGUACUUCAGUAAAUAUUUGAAAUAGAGGAGAUUAAACAGUCAUAUGAUGCAAUUUUGUGACACAGCUUCACAUCACACUCCAUAUGAAAUGGCAACGCCUGGCCUCCACACAUUGUUGGUGUUUGGAGUAUUAAUUAAGAUUUGAUGGCUUUCAAUAAGUACUGCUGUUGGUAGGAAGUAGCGAAAGGUUCUUUCUCGUUCUUGUACUCGUCC
Messenger RNA from Salarias fasciatus (jewelled blenny), 1719 nucleotides. RefSeq names its product tropomodulin 4 (muscle) (gene tmod4). The record is from RefSeq and is a predicted model, not a curated record. The transcript is spliced from 9 exons. NCBI's taxonomy places the organism in Eukaryota, Metazoa, Chordata, Actinopteri, Blenniiformes, Blenniidae. Gene Ontology annotation, biological process: actin filament organization; muscle contraction; myofibril assembly. Gene Ontology annotation, cellular component: striated muscle thin filament; cytoskeleton; myofibril. The coding region runs from base 1 to 1023 and encodes 340 amino acids. Gene Ontology annotation, molecular function: tropomyosin binding.